Parastagonospora nodorum SN15 is the source of this 1515-nucleotide messenger RNA. RefSeq lists its product as hypothetical. Gene Ontology annotation, molecular function: sphingosine N-acyltransferase activity. Gene Ontology annotation, biological process: ceramide biosynthetic process. The transcript is spliced from 4 exons. NCBI's taxonomy places the organism in Eukaryota, Fungi, Ascomycota, Dothideomycetes, Pleosporales, Phaeosphaeriaceae. Gene Ontology annotation, cellular component: membrane. The coding region runs from base 1 to 1515 and encodes 504 amino acids. The record is from RefSeq and is a predicted model, not a curated record.
AUGGCAACCAAGACAGCGCCGCCAAAUGGCGACGGCACCAUGGACAGAGCACACGCAGCCGACGGGCAAGAAAAGAAAGUCACAGUCGCCGCGACCAGGCGGAAGACGAGCCCUAAGAAGGCCAAAGACGGGGGGCUCCUGGCGUCGUUGUGCGCAUUGGUGUGCGAUCACCAGCUUGGCAUAUCCCUAAACCUCGUUGCCCUCUUGUCCCUUACACAUGUUUUCUUCCCCCGCGCGCGGAGUCGAACCACCAAGUUCCUGCAAAUGUCAUACUACAACCCCGAAACAAAAAUGUACGGGUGCGGCACCGACGACUUGCCCUUCGUUCUAUUGUGGACCGUCCUGUUCACAGCGAUCCGAGUGGUGGUCAUGGAGUACCUCCUAGACCCGCUGGCGAAACUCGGAGGCAUCCGGUCGAGAAAGGGACUGAACAGAUUCAAGGAGCAAGCUUGGCUGAUAGUGUACUACACUGCAUCAUGGUCGCUCGGCAUGUACAUCAUGUACAAUUCGGAAUUCUGGCUCAAUUUGCACGGUGUCUGGGAAGGCUGGCCUUUUCGAGAGGUCGAGGGCGUGUUCAAGUGGUACUACCUCGUCCAAUGGGGCUUCUGGAUUCAACAGAUCCUCGUGGUUAACAUCGAAGAAAAGCGCAAGGACUAUGCGCAGAUGUUCACACACCACAUCUUUACGACUGCUCUGUUGUUCCUGUCAUACGGGUACUACCACAUGCGAGUUGGAAUCGUCAUCUUGAGCGUUAUGGACUUCGUAGACAUUAUCCUUCCAACUGCGAAACUCCUCAAAUACAUGGGCUACACCACCGCCUGCGACAUCGCCUUUGGAGUCUUCGUCAUCGCCUGGCUCGUCACCCGCCACAUUAUCUACAUGACAAUCUGCUGGUCCAUCUACUAUGACGCCCCCCGCGACAUGGCACCCGGCUGCUACUUCACGCCCAACCACCCCUCCACACCAAACUCCUCCUACAGCCUGAACGCAAACCAACUAUACAUUCCCAUGUCUGAUACCGCAGCAUUCGAAGCCCAUGGUGGCAACAAACCCUGGAGCAAUCUGCUCAGAGCAUACACCGACCAGAACGGACCAAUCUGCUGGAACCCGAAUCUCCGAUACUAUUUCCUCGGCCUCCUGCUGUUCCUACAAGCACUGUGCUGCGUCUGGUUCUCCAUGGUUCUUAGGAUUGUAUACAAAGUACUUUCUGGCGCAGGCGCAGAGGACGUGCGUUCAGAUGACGAAGAUGGCGAAGACGAAGAAGAGGAGAUCGAGCAGGACCGCACAUCCACCAUACUCAACUCGGUAACGACAUGCACGGAAUCCGGCAUGAGCGCUAUGCCCAAGGAAGAAGAGGUCGGCGUUGACGCACUCACUUUCGCACGAUUGAACGGCGCCAGCCAAAGACGCCAGCAAGCACGACGCGAAAGCGCCAGGGCAAGCGGCAUCAGCCUCCCCGGCCAUGGCGAUCGUAAGGAGUUGUUAGGGCGCAUUGGGUGCGAUAAGCCAUCGUAG